CAUUCGGAAACCAGAACAAACAUUUCUCACUUCUGGGGACGGAAUGCUUUGUCUAGCUUGUGGUUUCGUCCAGCUAAAACUCCUGGCCGAAUACCUAGCACGGCUCCUCCACCACCGGUUCUUUUGCAUGACGGUGGAAGAGAUGGGCCAAUUCAAGUAAGCCCCCCGAUAACGGAUCCCGUUUCCCCCCUUAGAUAUGCGUUUGAAGAUGUGUCUGCGGCCUAGCUAAGCAUACUAGUUGUGUCGGAACCGCAUCCCGGUUCCAGGGGUUAGCAUUUGUUCCCUUCGUGGUCGGUUCUGCCCCCCGGCAGUUCUUUCCAACCCCUGUCUGUUUCUCCUUGGUAUAUUAGUGGGCCCCCGUGUUGUCGUUCGUAAGGUCUGCAACCCACAAUAGCCGCGCACCAGGGCUAGGUG
Molecule: messenger RNA, 414 nt
Organism: Amoebophrya sp. A120
Lineage: Eukaryota; Dinophyceae; Syndiniales; Amoebophryaceae
Source: the annotation of a GenBank genome assembly